Molecule: messenger RNA, 969 nt
Organism: Cotesia congregata
Lineage: Eukaryota; Metazoa; Arthropoda; Insecta; Hymenoptera; Braconidae
Source: the annotation of a GenBank genome assembly
UCAGAUUUGACAUUUCUUUUUGAUUUUUCUAUUAUGGAGUUUCCUUCUCGACAAAAUAAAAACAAAACUUCGUAUUGUGUGUUCGGAUGCAGUAGCAAGUCUUGUCGGGAUGACACAGUUCGAUUUUAUAGUUUUCCUACAGCUAAUAGCAGUUUUGUUACUAUAAAAAAUAAGUUUGGCGAAGACGAAGUGAUAGACCGCCGAUUAGCCUGGAUAAAACAGUUAAAGAUAGGAAAUGAAGUCACUCAAUCUAAACGCGUGUGCUCAUUACAUUUCACCAAAGAUGAUUUUUUACCAUCAGGUAAUCCUAAUCGACAACGUAUUCACUUGAAGAAAGUUAAUGUUCCUUCAUGUAAUCUGCCUGAAACGUCAUUGUCAUCAUUUAACCAGCCAAACUUGAGUCAAAUUCACAGCAGAGAAGAAAGACGACGGAGAAGAUCUUUCCAAAAACAAUCUUCUGCCAUUAUGAGUAGAUCUGAAACAGCUGUUAUAUGUAAUGAUAAUGACAAGGUAGAAAAUGAAGAUGAAUCUCGUGCUGAAUUUGCUGCUGAGGACUUAUCUUCUGUGGAAGUUUCUGGUGAAUAUGAAAUGAAAAUAAGCAACAAAAAUAUCACUUAUGCAGUCAAAGAUUUUCAAGAUGUUGCUGUCCAAGUAGAAAGUGAUUUUUUAACUCCAAAAUUUUUAAGUUUCAUCAAAAAUGAUCAAAAGCUCAGUACAUUGACCGGCUUAUCAAAUUUCAAUUUACUGAACACAAUCGAAAAAUUGGUGAUCCAAGUUCAAUCGACUUAUAAUAUGUCUCAUACCUCAAUUAAAUUUGAUUUACGAGAAUUAAUAUUUUCUAAGUCAGAAGCUAAUAUGAAUCGGUACGUCGCUAAAGCUCGUGUUCAUGUAGAACGAAGUAAUCAACGUUUAAAAGCUUUUGAGACUAAUGAAGUUACAGCUUUAAUGAUUCAGGACAAUUUUAUAGAU